Messenger RNA from Scomber japonicus (chub mackerel), 3096 nucleotides. RefSeq names its product ATPase family AAA domain containing 5b (gene atad5b). The record is from RefSeq and is a predicted model, not a curated record. Gene Ontology annotation, cellular component: nucleus. Bases 1 to 3096 code for a protein of 1031 amino acids. Gene Ontology annotation, molecular function: DNA clamp unloader activity; ATP binding; ATP hydrolysis activity. NCBI's taxonomy places the organism in Eukaryota, Metazoa, Chordata, Actinopteri, Scombriformes, Scombridae. The transcript is spliced from 14 exons.
AUGCGAAACAAACUCAAACUAAGUAAAAUAAGUAAGGAUGCUUCGUGUACAAGUAAAAACCCUCUGCGAGCCACCGAGGUGAUAACGUUAUCAGAUGAGGAAACGUCACCGGUUGUAAAAGACAAAUGUUUAAAUGUUGCUGAAGGAAGCAUCUCAUCCUGUAAAGCUCAACCCCUGCAGGAGAAGAGGAGGGGGUGUCACGCUAAAGACAUUAAAAUCGCUCCUAUUUUCUUACGUAUAACACAGCAGGGUAAGGGUAAAAGGAGCAGUGAUGGUGGAUUUGAUCAACCAGAAGAGGAGCUGCAGAAAUCAGUGCUUCUUCCUAAAAGUGAUGAACAGAAAAGUCGGUUAUCAUUACCUGCAGGAGCUCACCUGACAGAGAGGAAGAGGUCCUGUAAAUGGCAGUUGUCAUCCUCAGCUGUCCUCGGCUGCCUGGAAGAAAUACAAACAUCUAACCCAGCAUUUCCAGUCCAGAGAGUGUUUGGUUUUCUUCAGGAGAAAAAUCUGGGAUCCUUAGCAAAAAACCCUUCAUAUUCAAGACAGAGCUGGUUUCAAGAGAAGAGGAAGCGGGGACAUGAAAGCUCUCAGAGGGCAUCUAAGCGCCCGAGGUCUAGUCUUACUACUACAGAGGACACCAUUGGUAUGAGUCAUAGUCACCUGUCAGUGCAGGAUGCCCAGGAAAGUCCCGUCCUCUCGGUGAAGAAGCAGCCCAGAAGCAGCAGGCUGAGCCGAACUCACAGAUUGAAGCAGCGAUGUCAGAGUGUAGGCCUGGUGAACAACUGUGAGACAAAUACUGAACACACAAAUCAGACAGAAUCACACAGCGAGUCACUCAUUACCUGUGGCAUUCUCCAAAGAGAUUCCAGUUUUGAGGAUGAGCUCUGGACAGACAAGUACAGUCCUCAGCAUUCAAGUGAAGUCAUUGGCAAUUCUGCUUUGGUGAAUAAAUUGCACAGUUGGUUGAAGAAAUGGAAACUAAGAGCCGACUGUGAGGAGAGGAGGAAAAAGGAGGAAAGAAAACAAGAGGAAAACAGCAGUGAUUCGUGGGACUGUGGAGACUUCCAGGGUGAGGCUGGGAUAGAGGGAGAAAGCUGGGAGCCACCAUGUAACACCAUGUUGAUUACGGGACCUUCAGGUGUGGGCAAGACUGCCUCAGUGUAUGCCUGCGCUCAGGAGCUUGGCUUCAAGGUAUUUGAGGUUAACUGCUCGUCACAGCGCAGCGGCCGCCACGUUCUUUCCCAACUGAAGGAAGCAACCCAGUCACACCUAUUGGAGACGUCGGGGAGAGAUCCUCUGAAACCUGCUUACUUCAACAACUACAACACUAAAAGCUGCUCACACAGCUCUGAUAAUCUACCUGGAAAAUCUGUGGCUCCCAAAAAUGUAAUCUCCAGUUCAAAGAAGAGACCAGCACAGAACCGCAAAGGAAAAGCUAAUCCAGCCACAGUUACUUUGGCAAACUUCUUUAAGAUGAAAGCCAAAGCAGAUCACUUACACUUUGGUGGCCUGUUGCUGUCUGAGAAUCCAGACAGGAAGAAGCCAGACAGUUCAUCUCAAGGCUCCGAUCAAACAGUGCCACAGAUUAAAAAGACGGCCACAUCACUCAUUCUGUUUGAAGAGGUUGAUGUCAUAUUUGAAGGCGAUGUUGGUUUCCUCCCAGCCAUCAAGACUUUCAUGACGACCACAAAAAGGCCGGUCAUUCUGACCACCAACGAUCCUUCAUUCAGAGAGAGAUUCUGCUGCAGCUUGGAAGAAAUCCAUUUCAAGACACCGUCAGCAAUGAAUGUGUGUAGCUACCUGCAGCUGGUGUGUUUGGCUGAGAAUGCCAAAUUGGAGUUGGACGAUGUUAUCAGCCUCCUCACGCUGACCCGAGGUGACGUCAGACGCUGUCUACUCCAGCUGCAGCUCUGGGUGAACAGUGGUGGAGGACGGACAUCUCAAAGGGAAGACAGUUUAGACUCCCAGCUUCAUCGACAUGACGCAGGCUGCUCUGCCAGCCUGCUGGGUCUCCACUCUGUGACCCAGAACCAUCUGUUGAACCUCCUAAAGUCCUGGACUGACUCAGACAUGAACAAGCUCCUGCGGCUCCUUGCUGAGAGCUGGAGAAGAAAUAUGCCUCUGCUCUACUCCAACCAGGAGCUUUUUCUACCCAUCAGGGCCAAGGGAGCUCCAGUCCAAUACCUGCACAAGGUGACCUCUUUUGGGCAGAAAAGUGAGCUGGCACCCUCUGACAGCCAGCUGGAUGGAAAUGUUGAUUCAAUGGUAACAGCAGCAAACAGCAACUCAGUCAGGAGUGUAUCCAGGCUUAGCAGAAGGAAAUAUACUUCAUCUGCAUUUAAUGCCACAUCAUCUUCCAAUUUGACAGAAAAACCACAAACAACCUCAUUAACUUUCCAUGCAACUCAUUUUAGAGCCCUGAGUUCAGAUGACAGGACUGAACUGAACGCAGCCAAAGUAACAACUGAUUGUUUGGAUGCCCUGACUGACUUCUUUGACUUCAUGUCAUAUCUGGAUGCCACAAUACCAUCUGCAGAACCACUUAUUUCAGACCCAUGCAGAUCAGAGUUUGUCUGGACAGGAGCAGAGAUGAAGGACAGCUUGCUGGAUGAAAUGAGAGAGGGGGAACAGGAGGGCCGAUGUUGUCCCCAGGACAUGUUGUUAGAUAUUCAGGCUGCUGUUGAGGGUUUGGGGUUUCGCAGAUGCUGGAGGAGAGUGUCUGAAUCGUGGACCGAAGCCCAGAGAUGCAUAGAGGAACUGGGAGGCACAAGGUGGGGGAGGCUGGUGGAGACACCGGAACUUCCUGUGUCUGUCAAUAAAGAGAGCCUCAGCUAUAGUUUUCAACCUCUCUGUGCACCAAGUGUGUCCCAAAGGAGAUAUGAGCUAAGCAGGACAGUACUUGGCAGUCAGUCCUUCAGUCUACUGGGGAAUAGACAGGCUGUCACUGUGGACUACAUGCCUGUCCUCCGCUCCAUAUGUCGCUCUCAGAGACCACAGCAACAAAGAGAGGAGCCAGCUAGGUGUCUGAACUACCUCAGCAGCAAACAUCUGGGCCUCCCAAGGUCAACAUUGCAACGCCUGGCAGAAGACUUCUCAUAG